Schistocerca serialis cubense is the source of this 616-nucleotide messenger RNA. RefSeq names its product 2-iminobutanoate/2-iminopropanoate deaminase-like. NCBI's taxonomy places the organism in Eukaryota, Metazoa, Arthropoda, Insecta, Orthoptera, Acrididae. The coding region runs from base 49 to 546 and encodes 165 amino acids. The transcript has 5 exons. Gene Ontology annotation, molecular function: deaminase activity. Gene Ontology annotation, cellular component: cytosol. The record is from RefSeq and is a predicted model, not a curated record.
GCGAUAGCAGUGCAGUCCGUGACCUCGACAGGUCCCUGUUGUGACGUAAUGUUAUGCCAGCAGAGCUGCCGCCGACUGUUGACUGGAGCAGUCGCACAGCUGCUAGCCUGCCGAUCACCAGCACUCGCUGCCGGCAUGUCCAAGACUGUCAGGAAGAUCAUCAGCACAACGAAGGCGGCGCCGCCUGUUUCCGCCUACAGUCAGGCAGUAUGUGUGGAUAAUAUGGUCUAUGUAUCUGGCACCAUUGGAGUUGACAAAGACACAAAGAAACUUGCAGAUAAUGGAGUAGUGGGUCAAGCAAGAGCAGCAUUUACUAAUCUAGGAAAUAUUCUUGAAGCAGCUGGUUCAUCCUUUGGAAAAGUUGUGAAAGUAACAAUUCUUCUUGAUGAUAUAAAUGAUUUUGCUGCAGUGGGUGACGUUUAUAAAGAGUUUUUCAAGGAACCAUACCCAGCCCGUAUUUCGUAUCAAGCUGCAAAGUUACCAUUGGCGGCUAAGAUAGAAGUCGAUGCAAUUGCUGUGGCAGGAGAUAUGGAAACAAUCCAAUGACUAUAUGACAGUAAACUAUGAUGCAAAUAAAAUACUAUGUAUAACAAAAUAAAAAUAUCUUUAUUAUUUA